UCAGAUUGCUUAUUAAAAGGCAGAGACUAGAGUUCACAUCAGAUUGGUAAAAGGUAACUACAAAAAUGAAACAGUUUCUUGCUUCUCUGUGUGUACUGGGAACGUUUCUACAUGCCUUGGCUCCAUGCACUGUCCCAGCCUCAGAGUUCCAGCUGGACGGAGAUUAUUUGUUAGGUGGACUUUUUGAUGUCCAUCAUGUCAAUGCUCCUGUUUAUCACGAUAGACCAGAAGCCAUUGACUGCUCCAGUCAACCCUUCAUUCUGUCAAGUUAUCGGAGGUUUCAGUUGAUGAGAUUCUCUGUAGAGGAAAUCAAUAACUCCACCGACCUCCUGCCGAAUGUAUCUCUCGGCUAUGACAUAAUUGACCACUGCUCAGAUGCAUACAAUUUUCCAGGAAUUUUGAAACUCCUCUCAGUCAGUGGCUUAAUCCAACUUUGGGGUGAACCACACGAGCAUCUGUCCAAAGUGAUAGCACUGGUCGGCCCAUUUUCAAGCACUGACACCCUGACUGUAGCCCCACUGUUCAUGGUGGAUCUCAUUCCUGUGGUCAGUUAUGGAGCUGCUUCCUCUGCCUUUGCAGAGAAAGCAAAAUAUCCCUCUUUCCUACGAACAGUGCAUUCCAAUAAAGACGUCAUAGAAGUGAUUGUUAAAAUUGUUCAACACUUCAACUGGCGCUGGGUUGCUUUCCUUAACAGCGAUGAUGCUUUUGGCAAGGAUGGCCUGGAAUUGUUCAUAAAGAGGAUAAAGGAUACUGAGAUUUGCCUGGCAUACACCAAAGGCCUCACUGCCAAUACAAAUGUCUCACUAAUGUUCAAACAGAUAGAGGCACAGAAGAUAGGUAUCAUUAUUGUUUUUACUCCAAAAUUGACUGCUGAAGAUCUCAUUGAAUCAGCAAUAAAACUAAAUGUCACUAACAAGGUGUGGAUAGCAGGGGACACCUGGUCUUUAAACAAGAGGCUCCCCAAAGAGGAAGGAAUCAGAAAUAUUGGAACUGUACUUGGAGUGUCUCAGCCAGUAGUGACAAUACCUGGUUUCAGUGAUUUUAUCUAUUCUACCAAAAGCCAGACUCAUUGUGAAACUGCAGAGCAAAAUAUGAUUUGUAAUCAGGUUUGCAACUGCAGCAGCCUGACUGCAGAAGAAAUCCUUGCUGUGGACCCAUCUUUCUCUUUUUCUGUUUAUUCUGCUGUGUACGCCAUCGCUCACGCCUUACACAAUGCCUUGAAAUGUGGAGAUGAUAAAUGCAAUGUCAAUAUCACAGUGUACCCAUAUAUGGUUCUAGCAGAGCUGAAGAAGUCAAACUUUACACUUUUAAAUCAAAGUAUUCAAUUCAAUGAGCAUGGUGACCCCACCUUCGGAUCCUAUUCUAUAGUUUACUGGAACCACAGUGGUGAUGCAGAGGAGAUCGGCUUUUAUAAAUUUGCCCCAUCAGUCAAUUUCUUCAUCAACACCACCAAAAUUCAGUGGUACACAAACGGAGAGGUGCCUACUUCACUAUGUUCCCCAGAAUGUGAUGCAGGAUUUGCAAAAAAGCAAGAUGGAAUCCACAGAUGCUGCUUCAAUUGUGAAAUCUGUCCAAAUGAAACUUAUAUCAACAGCACAGAGGAUCCCUACAGGUGCAUCAGCUGUAAGGAGACAGAAUGGUCUGCAGCAGGAAGUACAUCAUGCAGUCUGCGGGUGGUGGAGUACGUCCCAUUCACAGACAGCGGGGCUAUCCUGAUCAUGGUCGGAGCCUGGGCCUUGGUGGGCCUCACACUGGCUGUGUCUGUUCUCUUUGCCAUCAACUACAACACACCUAUUGUCAGAUCUGCUGGCGGACCAAUGUGCUUCCUAAUUUUAGGCUGCCUCAGUCUGUGUAGUCUCAGUGUUUUCUUUCACUUUGAUAAGCCAACAAUCUCCUUUUGUAUCUUAAGGUUCUUACCAUUUCUCUUGUUCUACACCGUUUGUCUAGCAUGUUUUGUUGUGCGCUCUUUUCAGAUUGUUUGCAUUUUCAAAUUAGCCGCAAAAUUCCCCAAAAUCCACAGUUGGUGGAUGAAAUAUCACGGACAAUGGCUGGUCAUCACUGUGGCAUUUGUUAUUCAGGCACUCUUACUUCUUAUUGGCUAUACUUAUGACCCUCCCAAGCCCCACAAUGAAACAUUUUGGUACCCAGACAAAAUCAUACUUGGUUGCGACAUUAAUCUCAAAGCAUCCAUUGGUCCUGUGGGUUUACUUUUCUCUUUGUGCUCCCUUUGCUUUAUUUUCUCCUACAUGGGAAAAGACCUCCCUAAAAAUUACAACGAAGCCAAAGCAAUAACCUUCUGCCUGCUCCUGCUGAUCCUCAACUGGAUCGUCUUUGCCACCGAAUACGUACUUUACCAUGGCAAGUACAUCCAAACUCUUAACGCUCUGGCAGUACUCUUCAGUCUGUACUCCUUUCUUUUGUUUUAUUUCCUCCCAAAAUGCUACAUCAUCAUUUUUCAACCCCACAGAAACACACAGGAGUACUUCCAAGGUCUCAUUCAGAAUUAUACCAAAACAAUCAGCCAGUAGCUGCUUCCAUUAAAUGUGUGUCUCUACAGACAGAAAAACUGAUGUUUGUUGUUUUUCUUCCAUGCUCGUUUUGAUUUAUUUACGUAGUUUGUUAAUUUUUGAGAACUAUAUCAAUAAUUCCUAGAAAUUAGUUGCAAGAUACAGUUAGAGACAUUGUGACAAGAGGUAGGAUGAGAAAGAGCUGUUGAAUCUUUUUAAAUGACUAAUACAACAGAAAAUGUGCUUGUAAUGUUGUUGGUAUAUGGAUUAAAACAUAAACUGUGAGAUUCGAUGUACACUACUGUAUACUUUAAAUGUGCUCAUUCAUAUUAGGUCUUAUAUGUAAUGUGUUCAGCCUCAGGAGAUUAAAUCACAGUA
Messenger RNA from Sebastes umbrosus (honeycomb rockfish), 2885 nucleotides. RefSeq names its product taste receptor type 1 member 1-like. Gene Ontology annotation, cellular component: membrane. Lineage: Eukaryota; Metazoa; Chordata; Actinopteri; Perciformes; Sebastidae. Gene Ontology annotation, biological process: G protein-coupled receptor signaling pathway. Gene Ontology annotation, molecular function: G protein-coupled receptor activity. Bases 66 to 2528 code for a protein of 820 amino acids. The record is from RefSeq and is a predicted model, not a curated record. The transcript is spliced from 6 exons.